AUGAUCGAGAGAGUUCACGUAGGGAGGUUGAGGAGAAGGAUCAGUGGGAUCGAGUGGGUUCAGUGCUCUGGAUUUAUCGAUGAUCUUCACUGUAUUUAG
Molecule: messenger RNA, 99 nt
Organism: Spirodela intermedia
Lineage: Eukaryota; Viridiplantae; Streptophyta; Magnoliopsida; Alismatales; Araceae
Source: the annotation of a GenBank genome assembly